Messenger RNA from Cydia amplana, 3135 nucleotides. RefSeq lists its product as uncharacterized. The coding region runs from base 2 to 3118 and encodes 1038 amino acids. Gene Ontology annotation, cellular component: extracellular matrix. Lineage: Eukaryota; Metazoa; Arthropoda; Insecta; Lepidoptera; Tortricidae. The transcript has 13 exons. The record is from RefSeq and is a predicted model, not a curated record.
AAUGUUCUCCAAAAUCGUGGCUCUUUGUGCGUUCGUGGCGGUUUCCCAUGCGGGUCUCUUGCCUAUGCCCCACUACUCCCACGCCGAAGCCGUCUCAUCCCAAAGCAUCGUACGUCACGAUGAGCAGCCCCAUCACUCCCCCAAGUUGAUCGCCGCUCCCGUCGCCAAGCUGGCUGUCGCCGCCCCCUUCGCCUACCAAACCGCCCCCGCUCCCGUUGUCUACCACCACGCCGCUCCCGCUCCCGUCGCCUACCACGCUGCUCCCGCCAUCCACUAUGCUGCCCCCAUCGCUAAGGCUAUUGCUCACCACGAGGAAGAAAUCGCAUACCCCAAAUAUGAGUACACUUACUCAGUGGCUGACGGACACACCGGCGACAACAAGUCCCAGCAGGAGACCCGCGACGGAGAUGUCGUGAAGGGCUCGUACUCUUUCCACGAGGCUGACGGCUCCAUCCGCACCGUGGAGUACACCGCUGACGACCACAACGGCUUCAACGCGGUGGUGCACAACACCGCUCCCACGCAAGCGCACGCCGUCCUCAAGGCCGCUCCUGUCCUAGUCAAGGCUGCUGCACCCGUCUACUACCACCACACGGGCGCAGCCUUGACUAGGACAGGAGCGGCCUUGAGGAUGGCGGGCGCGUGCGUGGGGGCGGUGUUGUGCACCACCGCGUUGAAGCCGUUGUGGUCGUCAGCGGUGUACUCCACGGUGCGGAUGGAGCCGUCAGCCUCGUGGAAAGAGUACGAGCCCUUCACGACAUCUCCGUCGCGGGUCUCCUGCUGGGACUUGUUGUCGCCGGGCAAACUACAGGGACGAUUGGAUCUUGUUGAUAUUUUAUUUUUGUACAAAACUUACGAUUUCUUCCUCGUGGUGAGCGACGACUUUAGCAAUGGGGGCGGCGGCGGCGUAGUGAACGGCGGGAGCAGCGUGGUAGGCGACGGGAGCGGGAGCGGCGUGGUGGUAGACAACGGGAGCGGGGGCGGCUUGGUAGGCGAAGGGGGCGGCGACAGCCAGCUUGGCAACGGGAGCAGCGAUCAGCUUGGCGGAGUGAUGGGGCUGCUCAUCUCAACAAACAAUAUGUUCUCCAAAAUCGUCGCUGUGUGCGCCUUUGUAGCGGCAGCCCGGGCUGGCCUUAUUGCCGAGCCUCACUACUCCCACGCUGGAGCUGUGUCAUCUCAAAGCAUCGUGCGUCACGACGAGCAGCCCCAUCACCCUGCCAAGCUGAUCGCCGCUCCCGUCGCCUACCACGCCGCUCCCGCUCCCAUCGCCUACCACGCCGCCCCCGCCCCCGUCGCUUACCACGCCGCUCCUGCCCAGGCUCACUACUCCUCUGCUGGCGCUGUGUCCUCCCAGAGCAUCGUCCGUCACGACGAGCAGUCCCAUCAUGCCACUAAGCUGAUCGCCGCUCCCGUCGCUAAAGUCGCCGUGGCUGCCCCCAUCUCCUACCACGCCGCUCCCGCACACUACGCUGCCAGCCCCGUCCACUACGCCGCCCCUAUCGCCAAGGUGCUCGCGCCCGCCCCCAAGCUGAUCGUCUCUGCCCACCAUCAUGAGGAGGAAUACGCCCACCCCCAAUACGAGUACUCUUACUCCGUGGCUGAUGGACACACCGGCGACAACAAGUCCCAGCAUGAGUCCCGCGACGGCGACGCCGUGCACGGCGAGUACUCUCUGCUGGAGGCCGACGGCUCCGUGCGCAAGGUGCAGUACUCCGCCGACGACCACAACGGCUUCAACGCGGUGGUGAGCCACUCCGCGCCCGCGCACGCCGCGCACGCGCCCGCCCUUCUCGCCCACCACGCGUUAGUGGUGGGCGAGAAGGGCGGGCGCGUGCGCGGCGUGCGCGGGCGCGGAGUGGCUCACCACCGCGUUGAAGCCGUUGUGGUCGUCGGCGGAGUACUGCACCUUGCGUACGGAGCCGUCGGCCUCCAGCAGAGAGUACUCGCCGUGCACGGCGUCGCCGUCACGGGACUCAUGCUGGGACUUGUUGUCGCCAGUGUGUCCAUCAGCCACGGAUACACUUACGUAUUCCUCCUCAUGAUGGUGGGCAGAGACGAUCAGCUUGGGGGCGGGCGCGAGCACCUUGGCGAUAGGGGCGGCGUAGUGGACGGGGCUGGCGGCGUAGUGUGCGGGAGCGGCGUGGUAGGAGAUGGGAGCAGCCACGGCGACUUUAGCGACGGGAGCGGCGAUCAGCUUAGUGGCAUGAUGGGGCUGCUCGUCGUGGCGGACGAUGCUCUGGGAGGACACAGCGCCAGCAGAGGAGUAGUGAGCCUGGGCAGGAGCGGCGUGGUAAGCGACGGGGGCGGGGGCGGCGUGGUAGGCGAUGGGAGCGGGAGCGGCGUGGUAGGCGACGGGAGCGGCGAUCAGCUUGGCAGAGUGAUGGGGCUGCUCAUCGUGACCUCACCCGCUAUGCUUAUCGGCGGAGUAAUGCACGAUCCUGACAGUGCCGUCGGGCUCGUGCAGGCUGUAGUAGCCCUUCACGACGUCGCCGUCGCGGGACUCGUGCUGGGACUUCUUGUCGCCGGUGUGCGGGUCCUCCACCUUGUACUCGAACUCGUAUUUAGGGUGUGCGUAGUAGUCGUGGUGGCCUUCGGGCGCCUUGCCGGGCACGUCGUGGCGCUGGAUGUUUUGCGACGAGACGGCAUGGUGGUGGUCAUGGUGAGAUUCAAUAUGGGCGGGCUGGUGGUAGGACACUACAAGCGCCGGCUCGUGGUGUUCAUGCUUGUGUUGUUCGUGCCCAUUAUUAUGAUGAGUCUGCCGUGGCUGUGGCCCGUCCCCAACAGGGACACGGGCAUGACUCUUACCACCACAAACGCCGUCUCGUCACAGCACAUCCAGCGCCACGACGUGCCCGGCAAGGCGCCCGAAGGCCACCACGACUACUACACGCACCCUAAAUACGAGUUCGAGUACAAGGUGGAGGACCCGCACACCGGCGACAAGAAGUCCCAGCACGAGUCCCGCGACAGCGACCUCGUGAAGGGCUACUACAGCCUGCACGAGCCCGACGGCACUGUCAGGAUUGUGCAUUACACCGCUGAUCACAAGACAGGAUUCAACGCUGUUGUUACCCAUGAAGGACACGCCAAGCACAUUGUUCCUAGUCAUCACCACUGAUUCUGCGAUUAUACUUA